This is a messenger RNA of Nilaparvata lugens (brown planthopper), 8257 nucleotides long. RefSeq lists its product as uncharacterized. Gene Ontology annotation, molecular function: DNA-binding transcription factor activity, RNA polymerase II-specific; RNA polymerase II cis-regulatory region sequence-specific DNA binding. The record is from RefSeq and is a predicted model, not a curated record. The transcript has 14 exons. Lineage: Eukaryota; Metazoa; Arthropoda; Insecta; Hemiptera; Delphacidae. Gene Ontology annotation, cellular component: transcription regulator complex; PcG protein complex. Gene Ontology annotation, biological process: regulation of transcription by RNA polymerase II. Bases 307 to 2622 code for a protein of 771 amino acids.
UCGCAAAGUCGCGAAGCUCACAGCAGGUGUUUUUGUUAGUUUGUUGUCAGAUAGGUCUAAUUUUAUUUUUUUGGAAUUUCUGUGUGUGAAUUAGUGUCAAUUUGUUGUGUGUGAAACAAUGAGGAAGCCUAUGAUAAGAUGACAGUUGAGAACAUAGGAAAUGAGAAAGUGGAUCCCAUUUUUUAGGUGGUCCAUCAGUGACUGGUGUUGAUUGGUGGGACACGUGUUGCAACAAGUGUGUUGCUUGCGUCUUGUUGCAAGUGAAGAGGCAGAAGCAGAAGCAGCAGUUGCUCGCUUGCUGUUGCAAUGAACUUCACGCCCUAUGGGACGCCAUUCACUGGCUCGCUUCCCGCUGGACAUCAGUUCACAACCACCAAACUGGCGCAUCAGAUUGGAACGGCCGGCAACCAAGUGCUGGGCUUGAUCAGCUUCGAUGAGUCGGGCGUGACCUACCUGAGACCCGUCGACAUGAAUGGUGCUCUCACGCUCAACUUCCCCACAAACACUGCUAACAAUGCAGGCACACAAAACCAGGUUAGUCAAUUCCACAUAUCUACUAGUGGCUUAAAGCCAGUACAAGGUGAGGACGAGAAUGGAACGGUGGACCACACGACACAGACACAGCAGGAUGACCAGAACGGCCAACACAACAACAACAAUAACAAUGAUGAGGACAACGGCCCCCCGCACACGGUGCAGAUCCAGCACGGCAUGCAGGCCGAUGAAAUGGUUAGUUGUUCGGUUCAAACAGAAGUUUCGAUCACUACACUUGCGCGCGUUGGCACCACCACGGUUUUGCCGGACGUGAAACCGAUUUUGACAGAGACGGCAGUGGCGACCGCGGAGUCGGCGGGAACUACACAGGCCUACCCUGUGGCUGUGGUGGCCCAGAUGCCCCCCGAACUCAUCCUGCGAGGCGAUGACCUCGAACAGGACAAGAACGGCCAGAAGGACAACAGCAAGGAGAGGAGAGGAGAAGACGUGUCACUGAUAAUCGGUGGCGAGAACUACAACAUUUCGUCGUGGCAGUCGCUGGCAUCGAGCAAUCAGUCGGUGGCCGACUACCUGAGCCGCAUGCCGGCCAACACGCUGCCUCUGUCGCUGCACCACUUCCUCAAGUUCUCGGCCGACACCAUCAAGCGGGAGGCCACCGUCGAGUCGUCGCCGCUGCAGGCCGACGCCGACGCCCACGACGCAGCCACCUCCACUGAUGCCGGCGCCAGUCACGACGCCACUAACGACGCCGAAAUCGAUCCUCAGUCUCCGGCGGUGGCGUCGUCAGUGGUGGACUACCUGAGCCGGAUGCCGGCGGGUGCCGCGGCCACACUGCCCUUCUCGCUGCACCACUUCCUCACGUUCCCGGCGGCGGCGGCCGAGGCGACGGCUACUCAGCAUGUCGUCAAGCGGGAGCCGACUGGGGCCGCCGACAAGAGCCGCACCCCUGACCUCUCUGCCGGCGACCCCGUCGACGAACUUGACCCCCAGAGUGGCAAGCCGAAAAAGAAGAAGAAGUACAAGAAGAAGGCGCCGAAGCCCCGCCGUCCGCGUCCCGGCCAGGUGCACAUUGCCACCGCCCUCGACGGCACCACACUCUUCUGCUGCCCCGAGUGCAACAUGGCCUACUCGGCCAAGGACCUGCUCGAACAGCAUCUCGUCUCGCACAAGAUCGAGCGCAGGUUUAUCUGUGAUAUAUGUGGUGCUGGGCUGAAGCGGAAAGAACAUUUAGAAAGACACAAACUAGGGCAUAAUCCAGAACGUCCAUACAUAUGUUCUGUCUGUUGUAAAGGUAUGCGAUUUGUCACAUUCAAUAAUUCUUCUUUAAUUCUAUUUCUCUCUUAUGCUCUCCUAUUUUACAAAAUAAUUUUUUCAAAUAAUUACACAAGUAAGAUAUACAUGCUCAAAAAGAAGAAGAAGUACAAGAAGAAGGCGCCGAAGCCCCGCCGCCCGCGUCCCGGCCAGGUGCACAUUGCCACCGCCCUCGACGGCACCACACUCUUCUGCUGCCCCGAGUGCAACAUGGCCUACUCGGCCAAGGACCUGCUCGAACAGCAUCUCGUCUCGCACAAGAUCGAGCGCAGGUUUAUCUGUGAUAUAUGUGGUGCUGGGCUGAAGCGGAAAGAACAUUUAGAAAGACACAAACUAGGGCAUAAUCCAGAACGUCCAUACAUAUGUUCUGUCUGUUGUAAAGGGUUUAAGCGCAAAGAGCACCUGAACCUGCACUUUGUGAUCCACUCGGGCGAGAAGACGGAGGUGUGUCCCGAGUGCGGCAAGGGCUUCUACCGCAAGGACCACUUGCGCAAGCACGCGCGCAGCCACCUCACGAAGCGUGUGCGCGAGGCCACAACACUCGUGCAAGUGGUGCAGCAGACCAUGACCGAGGGAGAGCCGCAGCAGCCGCCGCCGCCGCAGGAGACAACCACUGUGGUGCUGCCCACGGCUGCAGAGACCGGUGCCGCCGGCAUGGCUAUGCAGCACCAGCAACAGCAGCUGCAGCAGCAACAACAGCAGCAGCAGCAACAACAACAACAGCAGCAGCAGCAGCAACAUGAGGAAAACUUGAGCCACCACGUGAUAACUCUGGACAACUUUGUGGAAGAGUCGUGCGGGGAGGAGAACACAUGACAGAGCUGCUAGCGACUGUCGUCGGGCAGCCGCGCGACAAGCCUCAGGCGACACCUGCUGCAGCUACAGCAGUCGCCGAGUCGCGCCACUGUCGUCCUACUCUCCACACAGGUUGCUACCGACCAAUGAACCGAUCCGAUCACAUUCAGGUGACAAUUAUGUGAUUCACUCGCCGCUGGACCGCGUCGAUGAGUUUUCUGCUAACGGUUGUGCGAAUCUUUCUAUCUCUCUUUCUCUAUCUUUUUCUCUCUCACUUAUAUGUGUGCACGUAAUUGUGGAACUGGAGCUGUAUACAAGAACCGUUCCUGUAUCAGUAUGACAGAGUUUUAUUGUAGACGAACGAUUAUUAUGUACGGUAAAGCAAAACUCAUUCGGUGCCCCCAGUUUGAUAGAUUGGAUAAAUCAAAUUUAUAUAUGAAUGUAUAUCUUAAUAAUUGUACACUUGAUGAUGUAUUUGUACUAAUAGAGAACUACCGUAGUACGGAUUGUUUUAUUUUUACGGACGUGUUUGUUGAUAUUGUCGUGUAACCUGCUGGUCCAGGUUUUGUAUCACUGUUGUAUGUUAUCGUGCUUAUUUUUCUUGUUAGUGCAGCGGAGUAAGAUACUCACGAAGACUAUUAAUUCUUUUUGCAGCAAAACUUUGAUUUGAACUUACUAUCGAUGUUUGGCGUUUGGACCAACGGUAUUCUAUUUUCCAACCCUUAAUUCCAGAUUUUUUUCAAUUCGAUUCAAUUAUUCCAUAGAAUUAAUUCAAUUUAUUUAUUACUAGCAGGUAAAACGUGCUCCGCAAGGUUCUAAUUAAAUAAAAACUUGACCUACUAAAAUCUUGAAAAAUUUAUUUUAAAUAGACCUAUAACCAUCCUCGGUAAAUCAAGGAUCUAUUUGCAAAAUCUCAAGUUAAUCAGUCCAGUAGUUCAGAGGUAAUGAUGCGUCAUUCGUGAAUUCACGUGCAUAAGCCAAUUCUAUUAUAGAUCAAUAAAUAAUGAUUAUUAUCAAUUUUAUUUAUUUAAUGUAUUAUUGAAUUUAAUUUAUUUCUUCAAAAAAUUGAGGUAAAAUAUUUCCCCACUUAAACUAUUGGUUACUGUGUGUGCUAAUAAAAACUAAAAAUCUUUAAAAACUAAAAGUUGCUGAAAAUUAAUCGAAUUUAUUUCUUAACUUAUGAAGUUCAGCCUAAAAAAUAGUAACUUGAUAAAAUAAAUAUCAGCACCAAUCAAAUAGUGAAAUCGUCACUGUGUUUAUAAUAAAAGCUGGACUUUAUUGUUGAUAUCAAAUCUUUUGGGUAAUCAUUUGUUCUUGUAUGUUAUUUAAAUUAUGAAAUUUACUGCCGACUUAAUAUUACCAACCUACCUGUUUUGUGAAUUGUAUUAUUUAGACCCUUUCACCCAGGGUAGAAUUCUCUUCAUUUCUUGAUGGUAUGAAUUGAGUCAGCUGGGGUCUCUUUCAAAAGACUGAAGACAUCUUUAAUUAACUGAUAUUGACUUUUGUUAAUGAACUUUUAUAUUGCCGCCUGGUGAAUAUUGAAGAUCUGAAUUGUUAUACAUAUUUGACAACUUUGUUCCUCCGAUAUUUCAUCAAGUCUUCUAAUAGGUAACAAGGAGGCCUUGGUCCAUUGAAUAGUCAAUAAUUAAUGUAUGGUCCAACUUGCUGUCCAUUAUAUACAUUGGCUUUUAUUCAUAUACAGUAUAUAAAUUUGAUAACUUAUCUUUCUUUUGCUGCUCUAGUAAGAAAAAUAAUAGAGAUAAUUUUAGUCCAAUGCUUGUGAUUUGAAAUCACAAAAAUGAAUGCAAUACAUUUAUUCUAAUACAGUUAUUUUAAACACUGUCAUCAAUCAUUGUUGUUAUUAAUUUGUUGUAUUAUAUUCGCAAUAUAUCAUGAAUAAUAUACCAUCCUUAUUGUUUGAAAUGUAAGAUUGUGAGUACUUUCAUCAAUGAUCUAAUAGUUCCCUCUGUAUAUUUAAUUCCAAUCUAUUAAUAUGUUUGUUAUAUUUACAUUUUUACUUAUAAUUUGAAACUGGGAGAGAUAUAUUGAAGUAGAGCAAUUUCAGGAAAAGUAAUUCAGUAGCCAUCAACUGUGUUGAAAUUUCAAAUUGUCCCAAUUGCCCAAACUCUGGAUCAUUGUUAAAAAUCGAUUCAAGUUUUUAAUUUUGAAGAAUAACAUAUAAAACAGUCAUACGUUAGUCGUAUAAUAUAGACCAGUAGUAUUAGUAGUUCUUAUCCAUGUCAAUGAACAAAGGAAGGAUUUUAUGACUUAGCCAGCGGAUAGCUGAAUAAGGAAAGGUGUCUUCUUCAUUGGAAAGGUGAUUUAUUUAUACCAUCUCUGACUGAUAUGAACUUCAAUAUCACUUCCCGGUGCACCAGAGUCCACCAAAUAUUUUACUACGACUCAUCUGUCAUCAUCGUUUUUCCAUAAGGUUCAUUUUUCCAUAAGAUACUUAAAAAAAUGGUAUUCGAUAAAAGAAAACAUUUCACAGCUUGAGAAAUGAACUUUGAUAUUUGAAGUCAGAGUUUUGUGGUAAUGAUAAUAUUUAUUAUUUCAAUCAUUGCUACUGAUUAUAAUAAUCUUAAACUGUAAUGCUUUCAGAAUAUUAUUACGUUGAAAAUUUCAAUAAAUUCCUCAAUGAACAACUAAAAAUUAUUAUUGUUAUCAAUUGCAUUCAACUUGGAGAAUCCCAAUAAAAUCAUUCAUCCACCUUCAAAUUUUAAUACUGUAUUUAACACUGCUGUUAUCUCAGUAGCCUUAAACUCGAGUUAUUAUUCUGCUGAGUGUGAUGUCCUAUCCUUAUUAUCGGGUAAUGAGAAGGAUUAUGAUGAAAGAUGAAUAGAAUGGUUUCAAUUGAUUUAUUUUGCCAUUACUGAUUGUUAGUAGAGCCUGCCAUCAACCGACCACCUUAUGCUAAAGUUCAUCACUUUAUCUGAGUUAUUUGAUAUCAAUCCUACCGCUGGGCUAAUCACUUCCCGACAAAUAAUUGUAAACUAUAAUCUUAGCUGAGACGUCUUGCAAUAUUUACACCUUUAAAUUUAUAAAUAUAGUGUGAAUUUUCCAAAAAGGUCACUUCACUACUUUGGCGUUGGACCAUAUGUUUACAUAGGAGUGGGGCAUGCCCGACGUCUGUCCCCCCUGUGUUAAUUGGGCCCUAGAGCUUAGUCUCUCUGUAUUGACGAUGUUGGCUUGCAAUAUUUCGAAAACCGAAUAAAAACUAUAAGCUUAUAUUGUUCAACUUCAAUAUAUCUUUGUCAUAUUUAUGCCUCAUAAAAACUUAUUCAUUUAACCUCAUCAGUGAACAACUCAUAAAUAACUGUUUUCAUAAUAUUAUCGUUCCUCACAUCCAUUUCAUGUCAUGAUCAAUAAACUCUACCCAGUUCAUUUAUAGAACUGGAUAGUAACAAUUGUAAAUAAAAUUAUAAUCUGUAAUUAAUAAUAGAAAUUAAGGAAAUUUGAAAGCAAUGAAAAAGCGGGAAACUUACGAUGAGCCUUACAGUUCGUGUUACUGUUACAAGAGUAAAUGUUCAACUAUUCUCUAUCGUAAGAUUCUGUUUAGUUUCAAUUUAAUCAUUUGAUUGGUUUUAAUUAAUUAGUAUUAUCAUUGUAAAUUACACAAUCAUUAGUUUUAUUAUAUCAUAAUUUAUUAUUUUAUUACAAAAAAAUAUUAGUUGAGUUUUAUUUUUUCUAUCGAUUACAAUUAAAAAAUAUGAAUUGUUUUAUUUAUUUAUUAACGAUGUAUAUAGAAAAAUUAUUAUAUUAAAUUUAAUGAGCUGUAAGUACGUAAAUGGUGGAAGUCACAAAAUUGUUAUUAUGUUCAUCAAAUGAGGAGAAACAGACUCUAGUGCACUGAGGUUAUGGGUAUUGCAUUGCAUUCAACUCCUACAUUGACACAUUUUUAUCGUUUAGUCGAUGUUUGUAAAAAUCUUCCUACCUGACUUAAUAAUUCAACUGAGUUGUUAUUUCAACCCUGUCUUUACUGUAGGUUUAAUCAAUGCACUAAAGUAAAGCACGUAAUUCACAACUUGAAACUAUUAUUUAGUUUUGGUUCCGGUUUAUUGCUCUUAAUCAAUUUCGGAUAUUAUUUAAUAAUAAAUGUUUAUUGCCAAAAAACAUGAAGAAUACAAAACAAUAAUAUUUUUGGCGUGGCUGGAAUAAGAGAAGCCUUGCUCUAUUUAAUUCGAUAACUUUAUAAUCUUGUGCUGCCCACUGGACAGCUGGCUGUCCAAUUAAAUAACAAUAAUAUAUCUGUAUCAAUGUAUCCUUUACCGUUCGAUUAAAAUGUUAUAAAAAAAUAUAGUUCUCAACGGAAACAUUCUAUUGAAUCUUGAUUGUUCUAGAUAAUUAAUUUAAAUUAUUCAAACACGUUGUUGAAAAAAUUCAAAGAGGAGUUUAUUUAUAACAAUUUUAAUUCAACUUUAGGCUUAUUUUAAACAGUAUCCAAAUCAGAAUUAUUAGUUGAUUUCCGAAGUAAUAGAUAUUAUAUACAUAUAUUAUUUUAAUGGCCAAAUAAAGAAAAUAUACAAAUUCCACAUUUUAUUAGACAAUAAAAUGCACAUUUUAAUUUAGAUUUUUUGCAUUUCGCUUUUUAUAUUCUUUACUCAACAAUUAUCUAAUGGACAGUUUGUUAUCUUAAACUCUUAUCUGUGUAUUUCUUAUUGGUUUUAAUCAUGAAUUUUUCUGACACUAUCUUUUGACAGGCAUGUACCUGUUGAAGUGUGCUUUUUAUUACCAUUGCUUGUAUUGUACUGUAAUUUCUCAUUUACAUCGUGCAAAGUUCACAUCAGUUUUGGACUGUCAGUUAUUCCUAAGACCGUCUGUCCAUUAUAUAAUAUUAUAUAGAUUUACAUUUACGAUAAUAGUACUGUAUCAAGUUUACUAUAAAAGUACUGUAUUGUAUUUAUGAUGACUUAUGAGUAUAAUGCAUGAAGGUUGAAGCCUUAGUGCUUCAUUGAGCUGUACAAAUAACUUGAUCUGUUGGUCUACAUUGCAGUUUAUACAAGAAAAAGUACUCAUCCAAAGUAAAUAAGUUAUUUUUUUAUAGAAGUUAAACGAGAUAUAGAAAUAACUUGAUAAAUUGUACUUCAAAAUAGGGUUUCUAAAUUUCCUUGAGAAAGUUUUUACUAAUUUUAAUAAACAAGUUCUAUUACCCCUCUCCAUCCAUGUCCUACUCCGAAAUGUUGGGUUCUUGAUGCUUUGAACAGGUUGAUUUUUUCAAAGUGUGUCAAGUGAUGAAAGUGAGCCAUGUCACCAUGUGGUGCAGAAGAUGUACUUUUUCAUAUUGCAAUCUAAUAUGUCUAUUUAAGCUCCAAGUGAACUAUUGUUCAAAUAAUUACAGUAUGCAUUAUUUAUUUUCAUACUAUGAAAUCUUGCCGUAUACUCCAAAAUCAGUGACAUUGAUAGUCUUCCAUUUCUAAUAACCAUCAGUAAGAACUUCUUAUAUAAUUUCACCUGGUUAGAUUUCUAUAUUAAUUUGGUGUAAUACUUAUCUUUCAUUUAUUUCUUUAGUUCACUUAUUUAUAAUAAAGUUGAAUGUUUAUAAUAAUUUCAUGAAUAUGUUAUAACUGUUAUUUUCAAUAUAACUUUUUUAUUAUAUGUAAUGAUAUAAUAUUGUAAGUAGAAACAAUUUUUCAGAAAUAUAUUACUAUUAGAACGA